This is a messenger RNA of Tarenaya hassleriana, 1854 nucleotides long. Its product is annotated as F-box/kelch-repeat protein At1g67480-like. The transcript is spliced from 5 exons. The record is from RefSeq and is a predicted model, not a curated record. Bases 532 to 1629 code for a protein of 365 amino acids. Lineage: Eukaryota; Viridiplantae; Streptophyta; Magnoliopsida; Brassicales; Cleomaceae. Gene Ontology annotation, molecular function: protein binding.
UCCUAUAUAAACCCUAAUUUCUCGCCUUGAUAAGUUCAUCGUCGGAUCUCUCUGUCUCUCUGUAGUAUUAUUAUCUUCUCUGCUCGAAAACGAAGAUCCUAUCUUUUUGAAGCUCAUUAGUUCGAAACAUGGAUGUGACUGGAGGCUAAACCUUGAAGCUUGGCAUGGCCUUCGCUGGUGAUUCUUUGUUCGAAAAAUCCGUCCUUGCGUUUGUAGAGUCGGAGAUGUGUGCGAGAGGAACUGGUUCUAAUUUCAGAGGGAUUGAAGAACGCAACUACUUUAGGAGCAAAGCUUUUGGUAUGGAAUAUGAAUUGGACUGGACCGAGCAUCAGAAUUCACUAGUAGCGACUGCGACAGUAAUCUGUUCUUCGACGUCUUUUAUUCCUUGGUCUUUGAAAAUCCCCAUAGGCGACGGGUUUCACGAGUUCCUUUAAUAGUUUCUUCUCAUCUUCCGAAACAUUAGUUAGUCAUUCUUUGGAGAUACAAUAAAUUACCUGAAGAUUCUUUGGCCAUACGAGAAAUUCUUUGAAGAUGCAUUGUCUUGUAAGUGGGAAGAAAAGGACCAGUCUGGGUUUCGCUUCCUGGUUGUCUGAUGAUUUUCGAGACAACCCUUUGAUUCCUGGACUGCCUGAUGACGUAGCGAAACUCUGUCUCACGCUUGUUCCACGAGCCGACUUCCCGUCCAUGGGAAGUGUCUCUAAGAAGUGGAGGUUCUUUAUGCAAAGCAAAGAGUUCAUUACUGUGCGGAAAUUAGCUGGAGUACUUGAGGAAUGGCUCUAUGUCUUGACAAUGGACUGCGAGGGGAAAGAAAGCAACUGGGAGGUUAUGGACUCGUCGGGACAUAAGCGCUCAUUUCUUCCUCCGAUGCCUGGUCCCGCAAAAUCUGGUUUUGGGGUCGUUGUCCUUAACGGAAGGCUUCUUGUCCUAGCUGGUGUCUCAGUGACAGACGGUGCUCGUGUUGCAUCGGCCGAUGUUUAUCAGUACGAUUCCUGUCUGAACAACUGGAGCAAACUCCCGGAACUAAACGUAGCCCGCUAUGGCUUUGCCUGUGCUGAGGUGAACGGCCUCGUUUAUGUUGCGGGAGGUCACGGCAUAGAGGGGAACAGUCUAUCGAGUGCCGAGGUUUAUGAUCCACAAACCGGCAAAUGGACUGUCAUAGAUUCCCUACGACGUCCCAGGUGGGGCUGUUUCGCAUUUGGGUUUAAUGGGAAGUUCUACGUCAUGGGUGGAAGAUCAAACUUCACAAUCGGUAACUCGAAGCUUGUCGAUAUCUACAACCCUGAACUCGGAUCCUGGCGAGAAAGCAAGAACGGUUUAACUAUGGUUACUGCUCAUGCUGAAAUGGGAGAGAAGCUUUUCUGUAUUCAGUGGAAGAACCAGAGGAAGAUGGUAGUGUUUAAUCCCGAGGACGAGUCAUGGGACGAGGUGGAUAUUCCGCUUUCGGGAAGCUCGAGGGCCGGGUUUCAGUUCGGGAAGCUGGGCGGCAAGCUUCUGCUGUUUCCAUCUCGGGAAGAAAACAGUCACAACACCUUGCUGUAUGACCCGAAUGCCGAUCCCGCCGCCGAGUGGAAAACUUCUCAGAUCAAACCAUUUGGUUCAUGUGUCUGCAGUGUGACAAUCACUGUCUGAGAAACUCAUCUCCGGGUUUUUUUACUCGUUUUUAUUUCUUGUCAGAUCCGAAAAUGUGAGACCUCUGUUUCGGUUUCACGUUCUUGAAAGGGAGCUUUUUUUUUUUUAUUAUUUACAGUUUGUUUGAAGAAUCGACCAAACUCGAGAGAUCUGUGAGUUGUCGGUCUUUGUAACAUAAAUCUUCUUUGUGUUUUAAGUCUGGACUUCAUUGUCUCAAGGCUUCAA